AUGUCAGGCCAAUCCACACCGAACGCUUCGGCGCAACCGAAGCAGAUGUCUUCCCGACUUCUAAACAUGAAGUUCAUGCAACGUGCUACCGCCUCCACUCCAUCAGGAUCGCCUAGCCAGUCAUUUUCGGAUCCGCGCUCAAAGCGACGGAAGACUGACACCACGUCACGCAACUCAACGCCCUACAAGUCCGGUGAAAGCACGCCGCUGAGUCACUUCGCAGCUCAAAUCAUGGAAGAUAGAGAAGCACAAGGGUCAUCGAGAACUACUCGAGAAGGCGACGAGACCGAGUGGGUGCUCAAGGUCAAUAUUCCUCCGACCAACGGUCAUCUGGACGACACGGAUGGGUCCGAGGACGACAUCUGGUCAACGAAGGUCACAGGCCGACAGACGUUUGGUGGUUUCAAAAGACAGCGAAAACAGCCAACCAAAGCUCCUCGCGAUGAUGCUGAUGCGGAUCUAAGUUCGGCUUCGGAAGGUGAGAUUUCAGACUCUGACAACUCUCCCAAAGGUCGGCCAAAUGGCGGAACCGACCGCUUCUUCACCAAGCAGGGCCAUCGACAAGUAUCAGACAAUGCAAGUCCCUUGCGGGCCCACGCGCAACAACAGGACCGCAAGCGAAAAAAGGGCGCAGACAAAUCAGGCGGUCGUAAGAAAGCCAGAAAGACCAUGUGA
Messenger RNA from Cyphellophora europaea CBS 101466, 675 nucleotides. RefSeq lists its product as uncharacterized. The transcript is spliced from 2 exons. The record is from RefSeq and is a predicted model, not a curated record. Lineage: Eukaryota; Fungi; Ascomycota; Eurotiomycetes; Chaetothyriales; Cyphellophoraceae. The coding region runs from base 1 to 675 and encodes 224 amino acids.